Molecule: messenger RNA, 3581 nt
Organism: Falco peregrinus (peregrine falcon)
Lineage: Eukaryota; Metazoa; Chordata; Aves; Falconiformes; Falconidae
Gene: CDH1
Product: cadherin 1
Exons: 16
Coding region: 93-2729 (878 amino acids)
Biological process (GO): adherens junction organization; cell morphogenesis; multicellular organism development
Cellular component (GO): catenin complex; plasma membrane; adherens junction
Molecular function (GO): calcium ion binding; cadherin binding
Source: RefSeq, a predicted model, not a curated record
CGGGAUCGGGAUCGGGAUCCACCUGCGGCUCGGCGGGGGCAGCGCCCCGAUCACUCCGGCACCGGCAGCAGCACCGGCAGCGGCAUCGAGCCAUGGGGCGGUGGGGGGGCUGCGCGGCCCCGCUCUGCCUCCUCCUGCUCCUGCUCCAGGCCGACCACCGGCUGUGUGAGCAGUUCGUGCCGUGCCAGCCCGGCUUCACCGCGGAGACCUUCAACCUCACGGUGCCCCGGGACAGCGUGGCGGCGGGGCAGGUGCUGGGGCGAGUGAGCUUUGUGAACUGUGGUGAGCAGCAGCGUGCCAUGUACCUCUCGGAUGACACACACUUCAGGGUGAGCAGGGAUGGUGUCAUUUCUGCAACCCGGCCCCUGCAGCUCCAGCAGCAGGAGAUCAGCUUCUCUGUCUACGCAUGGGACGUCUUGGGCAAGAAGCAUUCGACCAGGGUGACCCUGCGCAGGUGGUGGCAUCAUCACCUCCACCAGCACCAGGACGCAGCGCCUGACGUGCUGAUCUUCCCUAAGCACGGCCAUGGCCUCCAGCGGCAGAAGAGGGACUGGGUCAUCCCCCCCAUCAACUGCCCCGAGAACGAGCGGGGACCCUUCCCCAAGAAGCUGGUGCAGAUCAAAUCCAACAAGGACAAGGAGACCACAGUUUUCUACAGCAUCACGGGGCAGGGGGCGGACACCCCCCCCGUGGGCGUCUUCACCAUUGAGCGGGAGACGGGGUGGCUGGAGGUGACGAAGCCGCUGGACCGGGAGGAGAUCGAUAAAUACGUCCUCUUCUCCCACGCCGUGUCAGCCAACGGGCAGCCUGUGGAGGACCCCAUGGAGAUCAUCAUCACCGUCACAGACCAGAAUGACAACCGGCCCAUCUUCACCAAGCAAGUCUUUGUUGGCUAUAUUGAGGAGAACGCAAAGCCGGGCACAUCUGUGAUGACCGUGAACGCCACAGAUGCAGAUGAUGGGGUCAAUGUGAACAACGGCAUCAUCAACUACUCCAUCCUCAGCGAGGAGCCCAAGAGUGCGCAACGGAUGUUCACCAUUGACCCGGAGAAGGGCAUCAUCAGUGUCAUCGGCACCGGGCUGGACCGAGAGACCACUCCCAACUACACACUAAUCAUCCAGGCUGCGGACCAGGAGGGCAGUGGCCUGACCAACACUGCCACCGCCAUCGUGGAAGUCACCGACGCAAACGACAACCCUCCCAUCUUCAACCCCACCUCGUAUGAGGGGACGGUGAAUGAAAAUGAGGUGGGGGUGGUAGUGGCCCGGCUGCACGUGAUGGACGGGGACAUGCAGGGCUCCCCUGCCUGGCAAGCUGUCUACCGCAUCAAGAGCGGAGACCAGGAUGGUGACUUCAGCAUCACCACCGACCCCAAAACCAACGAUGGCAUCCUGAAAACCGCCAAGGGCCUGGAUUACGAGACCAGAAGCCGGUAUAACCUCGUGGUGACAGUGGAGAAUGCCGUCCCCUUCACCGUGCCCCUGCCGCUCUCCACAGCCAGUGUCCUGGUGUUGGUUGGAGAUGUGAAUGAAGCCCCUGUUUUCGUGCCCCCAGUUAAGAGGGUGGAGGUGAUGGAGGAUCUGCCACUGGGGCACCAGGUCACCUCCUACACUGCCCAGGACCCGGACAAGGAUCAGAGGCAGAAAAUCACGUACCGCAUGGGCAGUGACCCCGCGGGGUGGCUGGCCAUCGACCCUGAGAACGGCAUCGUCACGGCAGCCCAGCCGCUGGACCGGGAGUCAAUGCACGCCAUCAACAGCACCUACAAGGCCAUUGUCCUGGCGGUGGACAGUGGGUCGCCGGAUGCCACUGGCACAGGGACGCUGCUCCUUCUCCUCCAGGAUGUGAACGACAACGGGCCCAUGCCAGAGCCCCGGAUCUUUGACAUCUGCAACCGGCAGCCUGAGGAGCAGACGCUGAACAUUGUCGACAAGGACCUGCCCCCCAACACCUACCCCUUCCAAGCAGGGCUGGAGCACGGCUCUGGUGCCAAUUGGACUGUCAGGGUGAUUGAACAAGACCUGCUGGUGCUGAAGCUGGUGAAGCAGCUGGAGCCGGGGGAGUACAGCAUCUUCCUGAAGCUGACCGAUGGCCAGGGCAAGGUGCAGGUGACGCCAGUCAAAGCCCAGGUGUGCGACUGUGAAGGGCCAGCCAAAAACUGUGAGCGGCGAGCGUACAUUGCUAGUGGCGUGGGCAUCCCCACCAUCCUGGGCAUCCUGGGUGGCAUCCUGGUGCUGCUGAUCCUGCUGCUGCUGCUGCUGCUCUUCGCCAGGCGCAGGAGGGUGGUGAAGGAGCCACUGCUCCCACCUGAGGAUGACAUGCGGGACAACGUCUACCACUACGACGAGGAGGGUGGUGGUGAGGAGGACCAGGACUAUGACCUGAGCCAGCUGCACCGGGGCCUGGAUGCCCGCCCCGAGGUGAUCCGCAAUGAUGUGGCCCCUCCACUGAUGACUGCCCCCCAGUACCGGCCCCGGCCUGCCAAUCCUGACGAGAUCGGGAAUUUCAUCGAUGAGAACCUGAAGGCGGCAGACACGGACCCCACGGCCCCCCCCUACGACUCCCUGCUGGUGUUUGACUACGAGGGCAGCGGCUCAGAGGCCACCUCGCUCAGCUCCCUCAACUCCUCUGCCUCCGACCGCGACCAGGACUACGACUACCUCAACGACUGGGGCAGCCGCUUCAGGAAGCUGGCAGACCUCUACGGCGGCGGGGAGGACGACGACUAGGACCCCCCUGGCCCCGGCCCGGCUGGCAGCCACCCGUUGAGGUGGCUCACCUCGUUUCACCCCAGCAGAGUCAUGUUGCUCUUUGCCUGGGGGGCGGCCAACCCCCCUCCACAUUCCCUCAACCUGGUGUCCACAUCCCUCUUGUUCAGCAUAGGGAAAGCUUGGGGUCACCAGGGCUAGGGGGGAGGUUAAGGAGCCUGUGUGUUUCCUGUCUCUCCUCAGCUCCAGGCAGGGCAUGGAGCCAUUUGGUCUGUUCCCCGUCCUGGAGCCGAGGUGCUCCUGGCUGUGUGGGCCAGGAUCAGCUCCUCUUCCCUGGCAGGGACAGGCCCCCGCCGCCUUCCUCCCUUUGCCGCAGGGGAAAAAAGGGUUUCUCUGGCACUCCGAAAUACCUCGUGCUCCCAGCCCCGACACAACCACUGACCUGCUGCCAUGCUCAGAUCAUGAACCUGGUGCCAGAGAAGUGGGGUGGUGGGCACCAUGCCUCUGCCAAAGUGGGGCGAGGUGAUCAAUAAAUGCAGACCAAAGAUGUGCCAUCACAUGCUAUACGUGAGGGAAUUACAUUUUAUAAUAUACAUACAGGCAGAUUUCUAUUUUUCUGUAUCCCAGAUUAUGAUAUGAUUUCCUCCUGUGUCAUGCCAGGUGUAAUUAUUGUGCAGUCAAUGAAAGACACUUUCGGAAAUCAAAUGGCUUUACUGAAAUUCUGAACUCUGUGUUUAGCUGUUGUCAUUGUUUGUAUUUUUUGUCAUGGGAAAAGGGUCUGAUGUGCUAGGAAACCAGCAAUGAUCUAGAGUUAAUUGAUUGCACGGUUUUUAUAUAAAAUUGAAAUAAUAAAUUGUUUUAAGAAAACCAAAA